AUGGAUGCUGCCAGUCUUGCCAUUAGUAUCGCGGCCCUCUACACCACAUGUCGUGACUGUUAUAAUUUCUUCACGACUAUGAAAACAGCAGAGGCAGAAUCUUCGGCCCACCUGCGCGAAUUGGAGAUUCAGCAGUCAAUCCUCAAAGCCUGGGGCUUCCAUUGGCAGAUCCAAGGCGAAGAUAGCAGCGAAUCGACACACUCAAAUUACUUCAGACGAAAAAGGAAUAAACUUCACGGGUACCUCUUGAGCAAUCCAUACAAGGCCGAAGGCGUCUUAAACAUUCUCUCUGCUCUUGCUGAUACACUGUCUAACCAGGAAAAACUGAUGAAGCGCUACGGCAUUCAGUUCCGGCUAUUACAGGCCGCCUAG
Messenger RNA from Exophiala bonariae, 372 nucleotides. RefSeq lists its product as uncharacterized. The transcript has a single exon. Bases 1 to 372 code for a protein of 123 amino acids. The record is from RefSeq and is a predicted model, not a curated record. NCBI's taxonomy places the organism in Eukaryota, Fungi, Ascomycota, Eurotiomycetes, Chaetothyriales, Herpotrichiellaceae.